Schizosaccharomyces osmophilus is the source of this 2403-nucleotide messenger RNA. It is a transcript of the gene nan1, whose product is annotated as U3 snoRNP-associated WD repeat protein Nan1/Utp17. The record is from RefSeq and is a predicted model, not a curated record. Gene Ontology annotation, molecular function: protein binding; RNA binding. Gene Ontology annotation, biological process: positive regulation of rRNA processing; positive regulation of transcription by RNA polymerase I. Lineage: Eukaryota; Fungi; Ascomycota; Schizosaccharomycetes; Schizosaccharomycetales; Schizosaccharomycetaceae. The coding region runs from base 1 to 2403 and encodes 800 amino acids. The transcript is spliced from 2 exons. Gene Ontology annotation, cellular component: nucleolus.
AUGAAAGAGGUGAAAAGAGCCGAAAAAGAUCCUUCUAUGGGUCGUAAAGAGGUAAAAGACCCUUGGACAAAACAUGCCUAUUUAGGCGGUCGUAUGGUUCCUCAGUUGCCUGCAAUUUAUUCAAACGAUAACAAGUUUUUGUUUAUUACAUAUGACACUUUUGUUGGCAUAUUCUCAUUAAUUACCGGGGAAUGCGUCAAUCGAAUUUUCUUCACAACUCAAAAUAACGAUUCCACCCCGGUUGCUGUUUUGCUGUCUCCUCAAAAUGCUUUUGAGCUUUAUCUUGUGUUUCGUUCUGGAUUUGUGUCUGUUCAUGAUUGGGCUACUACAGAACUUCUCCGUACCAUGGAAAUUUCCACCCACGUUCAUGCAGCUACGUUUUCUGGAAAUACUUUAUUUGCUGUUACCGAUGCUCAACCAUCAAAGUCUGGCCCUUCCAACGAGCGUUUCAUCCUGUAUGCCCUUUUACCUUCCGUGUCUGAAAAGUCAUCGAGCUUAAACCCUACCUUUAUCUUCAAAUUCAAUGACUUUAUUGCUCUUUCUAGCAGUCAGACAUCUGCCAAUUGCCCCACUGUGGGUGUUUUAACCAAUGACAAGGUAAUGUUUGCCGUUAAUGUUCCCAAGAAAAAGAAGCACCAGUCGCGUUGGGAAGUCCAUGAACACAAGUUUAAUCAACCUCAAGCCCUGACUCACAUCGCUAUCCAUGAGACGAAGGUGGCUGUGGCUGAUAGUGAAGGGCGAAUCCACACCUUUUCUGAUUUUACCAGCAGCCGAGUCUCCGGCCCUCGAAUUCUGCAUUGGCACGCAAAUGCUUUAGGUGGCUUGACAUGGGCUUUGGAUGGCGAAUAUUUGGUUUCUGGUGGUCAAGAAGGUGUCUUGGUUUUGUGGACUUUGGAAACUUCACACCGACAAUUCUUGCCUCGUUUGGGUUCUUCCAUACAUUCCAUCUCUGUCUCCAAGAACUCUGACUCGUAUGCUCUGCAUCUUGGAGAUAACUCUUUGACCGUAAUUAAAGCUGUCGAUUUGACAGAACAGAUCCAUGUUCGCGGUAUUCAUCACAUGAUUCCUAGUUCUUUCAACAAAGAGGAGUCUGAGGAUGAUAGAAAAGUGCCUAGUGAAGUCUUUAACAUUUCCACCAUUAACAAUCAAGGAGAAAUGAUGCUGCUUUAUUCGUCUUGUUUUAAUGGUCACUUUGUUGCUUUACAGCAAUAUGAUUUAAAGGCCGAUGCUUGCAUUCGCAAUUGCGAGGUCGCUCGUUACUCGUAUGGUUCUGUUUCCAAAACAGCAGCAGCAUCUCCUAAUAAUGAGACUGGUUACAUUUCCUCAAUUGCGGUUGCCAGUUCUAGUGAUGAUUCAUAUAUUGCAACUCUUGAUUGCUGGACAACCAAUACCGUUGACCAACAUCAGAGGAAGAUAAAACAGAAAGCUUUAAAGUUUUGGCAAUUUGAUGCCAUAGCUAAGGCUUGGAAAUUGAUGACUCGUAUUGACCAGCCUCACGACAAUAACCAAGGCGUCUUAGGUCUUAUAGGCAUGACUACUGGCAAUAAAUUUAUCACUUUAGGAACUGAUGCGACGUUACGUAUUUGGACUUUAAAUUCCCGAACUUGGGUUUGCUCGGCAAUGCGCCGUUUCGCAAACAUUAUAGGUUCAUCUGCUUCUUCGUUUUCUCAUGCUCUUGCAAGUUCUUUGGACGGAUCUAUAAUUGCAUUUGGUUUUGAUGCUUGCGUGCACUUAGUACAUAGCGAGUCUCUUGAGACAAUGUUUACCAUUGAAGUUCCUCACGGUGGUCCUACUGAGAAUAUUAAGUUUCUUGGAGAAGAAUACUUGGUAAUUGUUUCUCAACGUCGUCUGAUGGUAUGGAACGUGGUUUCUAUGACCGCUCAGUGGACACUCGCUGGUAAGUUCACUGGACUUUUGGCCACGAGUCGAAACGGACAAGAGUUUGCUGUAGUAGACACAAAUUCUUCUUAUUCUCGUUUGCUGAUAUUUUCGAGUGAUUAUCCAAACUUACUUUCCUUGCAUAUAUUUAAGAAUUCUCCAUUGGCCUUGCAUUUUGCUCAUGGUGCUUUUCUCCUUCUUGAUGACAAAUCUGCUUUGCAUGUCUACGGCGGCACAUUGGCUAGUAAGGUUCCAGCUUCGAAACCACCUGUCAUCGAACCGACGAAGUCCUUGUUGGGUGACUUUAAGUACGGUGUUUCAGCUGUCAUCAAGUCGAAUACAAAUGCAGCCAAUGUUGAACCCAUUUAUAAGCGUCUCACUGCUAGUAUGGUUCACAAUUUGUUCAACUUGCCUUCCACAUCCCCUGUAGAUAUGGAGAGCAUGUACCAUGGCUUUUCACAAUUGGCAGUAGGCGAACCUCUUGGUUCUCUAGGCAGCAAAGUUGCAUCAAUGUCUUCAAAUUAG